This is a messenger RNA of Oldenlandia corymbosa var. corymbosa, 483 nucleotides long. NCBI's taxonomy places the organism in Eukaryota, Viridiplantae, Streptophyta, Magnoliopsida, Gentianales, Rubiaceae. The record is from the annotation of a GenBank genome assembly.
AUGGAAUAUGAAGAAAACAGCUCUCCAUCUUCAUCUUUACCGCCACUAAUGGAACCCUAUUUCACAUUUGACCAAACUCAAACCGAGCUUAAAGAUUUGCAGCAGCAACAACAGCAAGUGUCCUGCUUCUCCAAUAUUUUCGCAACCGACCAACAACAACCACCACCAUUCUCGUACCUCGCUAAUAUGGACUUAACCCCAAACUUAUCAACCAAAAUCAGCUUGCCAGUACUUCCCUUCAAUGGAGGGCUGACCCAACCAGCAGAAAAUCAUGGUUUUGGAUCAUACAUAAACCCUAGUACAAGUGGUACCACUACAGCUUCCUCUUCAUCUUGUCAUGAACAAAAGGUUCUGAAAGCUGUGCUGAAUCAACUCACAAAGACGGAAUAUUGUGGGGGAUCUCCAAGCUUUGGGGAAGCAAGUACUUCUGAGAGUUUAUUGUCGGAAGUGGCACUCUCUACCAUGUGGAAUAACCAAUAUUAA